Messenger RNA from Dunckerocampus dactyliophorus (ringed pipefish), 1369 nucleotides. It is a transcript of the gene c5h15orf40, whose product is annotated as chromosome 5 C15orf40 homolog. The transcript is spliced from 4 exons. Gene Ontology annotation, cellular component: cytoplasm. Bases 118 to 576 code for a protein of 152 amino acids. The record is from RefSeq and is a predicted model, not a curated record. Lineage: Eukaryota; Metazoa; Chordata; Actinopteri; Syngnathiformes; Syngnathidae.
GAGUCAAGAACCGGAAGUCACUUUAUUUACGUUCACUGCUAAGCUACAGACGCUAUAAGCGUUCUUUGCUCGUAUGCGUGGUAGCCAAUGAUGAUCGAUCAAUUUCAACUUGUGUAAAUGUUAAACGACAUGUUAAUUGUCAUUCGGGUGUUUCGUUGGUCGUUUGGAUCGAGACUGAAGGGUAACUGCGUCCAUCGACUCACGUUCUCCGCCACAAAUAUGCCCAAAAAAGUGGUUAAAGGUCAUCUUACUGGCGAGGACCCCACACCUGAACAAGGUCCAGUGGUCCGUGACAAAAGUGGGGCUGUUACCAUAACAGUGCACGUGAAGCCUGGGUCCAAACACAACAACGUCACAGAUGUUUCCACAGAGGCAGUGGGCGUCGCCAUCGCAGCCCCACCUACAGACGGGGAGGCCAACGCCGAGCUGCUGCGUUACCUGGCAGAAGUUCUGGAUGUGAAGAAGAGUCGCGUUUCUCUCCAGAAGGGUUCCAGGUCGCGAGACAAAGUGAUCUGCGUGGACUCGGCGCUCGGCCCGGAGGAAGUUCUGCUGCGGCUCAAAAAGGCAUCAGGAUAGUGCAGGGGUAGCCGUGUGACCACUCACACACGCCAAGUAAUUAUUGUAGUAAAUAAGCACAUUAAGAGCCGCAUAAACCCCUGUAUAUUGAUGACACUGAGGUGGAGAGAGAGGGUGAAAACCUUCAAGUUCCUUGGCACACACAUCAGUGAGGACGUCACCUGGUCUCACAAUACCCAACAAAUUAUAAAGAAGUUCCAAAGGAGACUGUACUUCUUCAGAAGACUGAGGAAAUUUGACAUGUCCACCAAAAUCCUCAGUUGCUUCUAUACUGUAGGUGCACUAUCAAAAGUGUCCUUACCGCCUUUAUCAUUGUUUGGUACGGUAACUGUUCAACACGUGAUAGGAAGGCACUCCAGCGGGUGAUCAUGACCUCACAGAACAUUGUUGGGGCAGCCCUCCCCUCACUGCAAGACAUUUAUAAAUCUAGAGUCCUACGAAGAACAAACAACCUCAUCAAGGACAGCACACAUCCACAACACUCAUUAUUCACACUACCGUCAGGCAGACGCUACAGGAGUUUGAAGUCCAGGACCACAAGGCUGGCAAACAGCUUUUACCCACAGGCUUCUCAAUGAAGCACUCAACACACGCCGCACGCACACACUCAUAACACUUUAUUGGUAUUAAUGUCUCUUCUGUUCUUGUUGCUUAAUUUAUUGGUAUUAAUGUUUAUGUUCUUGUUUUCUUGUGUUUUCUUUCUUUCUUUGGGAGAAUGAACAGAUGAAUUUCAUUGCAUAGCUGAACUACCUGUUUUACUGUGCAUAUGACAAUAAAACUCAUAAAUCUUCAA